Closterium sp. Naga37s-1 is the source of this 1101-nucleotide messenger RNA. The record is from the annotation of a GenBank genome assembly. NCBI's taxonomy places the organism in Eukaryota, Viridiplantae, Streptophyta, Zygnematophyceae, Desmidiales, Closteriaceae.
AUGUACGGAUCUACCGCGUCAACAGCAACCCUCACAGGCCAGAAGCGAGCCCGCGACCACCUUGCUCCCGCGUGGAUCCAGUAUCAUUCUCGCGGAAACGCUACUAUCGCCAGUGCAGCUGCCGCGGGAACCCACCAGGAUGGCGGGAACGAUCAUCAGGGGGAUGAGGAAGAAGAGGGGGACUAUCUCGCGGCUCUGCGGGGGCGCAACAGCGGGCGAUGGCGCGCCAUCGAGGCGGAUUUCAACCCCAAGGGCGCGGGGAGGGGGAGGGGCCGCGGAAGAGGCGGGGGAGGCCGCGCAGCAGGCGCACCAAGCGGAAGAGGCGCAGGAGCUGCCGCAGGUGGGGGGAACUUCAACGGGGAAGGAAUAAGCAGCGGGUAUGGAGCCCCGAGUUGGGGAGGGGGCCAGGGGGGAGGAAAUGCUGGUGGUGGCACGAGAUCUGGCGAAUGUUUUAAGUGCGGGCAGCUCGGCCAUUGGUCACGAGACUGUCCUAAUAAUGCUGGCACCCCGCAUUCAGGUAGCGGAAGUUUUGCUGGUAACUCAGCAGGUUCUUGGAAACCAGGCACAGGGGAGGCGUUUUCCAACAGGGGGAGCAGCGGAGGAGGAGGGUGGAGCGCAAAUGCAUCUGCUGCAGGGAGUGAAUUCGGUGGUGGGAGUGCCAGUGGUGACGUGGCAGAGCGGUUCUGCGCAUGUGGUGCUGGGAGGACGCCUCAUGCGGUUUCUUCGAGUGGUGUGAUGCAGCUGCAAGCACCACCACCGGCCCUGCACCCUCCCACCAGCACUCCCUCCCUUCCUACUCCGCUUCCCCAUCACCGUCGCUCUCAGCUUCAACUGCCACAGCACAAGGCCGGAGGGCCAGCUGGGGUGGUUCUGGGACCACUGGGGCCGGGGGAGGGGGAGUGGGUUCAGGGGGGACAGGAGGGGGCGCAUGCUGGGGUGGCGCAGGGGGAGGAGGGGUGCAAGCGGCCAUGGGAGGAGGAUCAGGGGGGUCAGCAGCAGGAGGAAUGGGGCGGGGUUCAAUGGGGCAAGGGGGAAUGGGGUCAGGAGGAGCAGCAGGGGCAAUGGAGUGUGCAUGUGGCGGUGGGCAGUGUCUGGUUCUGA